AUGAUCUUCAUCCUCUUCCUCGUUUCUCUUCCAGCAGCUCGACUCCAGGAACCCCAGGACGGCCAUGACCCGUGUCCCAGUGGGUCUUGUAACCCCCAGCUCGGUGACUUGAUGGUGGGUCGAGGGCCUCGGCUGUCAGCCUCGUCCACCUGUGGUCUGGAUGGACCACAGAGCUACUGCAUCAUUGGACACCUGGAGGAGGGGCAAAAAUGCUUUACAUGUGACUCUCGUCUGCCAUACGAUCACCAUGGCAACCCCGACAGCCACCGCAUUGAAAACGUAAUCGCGACCUUCGACCCAGAGAGAAAAACAAAGUGGUGGCAGUCUGAAAACGGACUUCAUCAAGUCAGCGUCCGGCUUGAUCUGGAGACCAUGUUCAAGUUCAGUCAUCUGGUCCUAACCUUCAAGAGUUUCCGUCCGGCAGCCAUGUUGGUGGAGCGAUCGAAAGAUUUUGGACGAAGCUGGAAGGUUUUUCGUUACUUUGCAGAAGAUUGUUUCCUUUCGUUUCCGUCGGUUUCCAAUCAGCCAGCCAACGGCAUCGACGAUAUCAUCUGUGACAGCAGAUACUCUGGAUCAGAUCCGUCUACCAACGGAGAGGUGGUGCUGAAAGCUCUAGAUCCGAUCUUUGAGAUAGGAAACCCGUAUGCACCGAACAUCCAAGAUCUGAUCACCUUGACUAAUAUCCGUGUGAACUUCACUCGUCUGUUCACGCUGGGCGACGUUCUGCUGAGUCGACGACGCCGGAACCCUCAGGACAAGUAUUACUACGCCCUGUACGCCAUGGUGGUCCGGGGGAGCUGCUCCUGCCACGGACACGCCGCCAGCUGCACGCCCGUGGACGGAGGGCGGGGGGACGUCUUCACCCAGACCGGCAUGGUUCACGGUCGCUGUGUUUGUCAACACAAUACAGCCGGAGAGAACUGUGAGAGGUGUCAGGACUUUCACCACGACUCCCCCUGGAGGCCUGGCGGGGGAACCACAGCCAACACCUGCAUGAGAUGCAACUGUAACGGUCACUCUGACUCGUGUCACUUCGACGCCACUCGCUUUGAAGCGACAGGCAUGCUGAGCGGCGGCGUGUGUGAAGACUGCCUCCAUGACAGGGCGGGGCCUCAGUGCGAACGCUGCCGGCCUUUCCUGUUUCAAGAUCCACAGAGAGCGGAGGACGACCAGCAUGCCUGCAGACCAUGUGACUGCGACCCAGCGGGUUCGGAGGGAGGCGGCCUGUGUGACGCUCUGAGCGGCGCAUGUGUCUGUAAAGGAAAUGUGGCGGGUCGCCGCUGCCAUCAGUGCAAACUGGGCUUCUUCAACCUGAGGCGGGACGACGCCGCCGGCUGUCGGGUGUGCAGGUGCCAUGUUUUGGGAAGUGUUGGGUCAUGUGACCAGCUGACAGGAAGUUGUGAAUGUGUCCCUUUGGCCAGCGGUCCUCUGUGUGAUCGAUGUCUGCCAGGUUUCUGGGGUUUGGGACACUCUGGGUUCAGAUGUUCCGCCUGUGACUGUGAUGUUGGAGGAGCUCACAGCGCCACAUGUUCUCCGGAGGAUGGGCAGUGUCACUGUUUACCCAACAUGGUGGGUCGACAAUGCUCUGACCCCACCCCUCGUUACUUCCUGCCGACACUGGACUACUUCCUGUACGAGGCGGAGCUCGCCGCUCCGCUGCAGAGAAGCUCUACUCCUCUUCCUCCGUCACCAUCUCCUUCUUCUUCUCUGUUGGACUCAGUUCUUUUACCUCAGUGUGAGAAGUAUUACAGAGACCAGGGUUACGACUUUAAGUUCAGCAAUGGAAGAGUCGUUCUGGUUCGUAGGACUCGACACAUCGCCCGCCGGUGGAGACGGGGACAGCAAAACAGCCUCCCUCUGGAAGCGGGUCACGCCCUGCAGAUUGUUCCUCGUCAAAGGAAAGCUGAUCAGUCCAUCACCUGGACCGGCCUGGGAUUGGUCAGAGUGUUGGAGGGGGCGGGGCUUAGGUUCACUGUGGACAACAUCCCUUCACCAAUGGAUUACAAGCUGGUUAUUCGUUACGAGUCAGAGGCUCCGUCUGAUUGGCUGGCUUCAGUCAGCAUCGUCACAGUGUCUUCAGGCAGCGGCGGCUGCAGCAGUGACCCAACAGGAAGUAGAACUCUGGUUCUUCCUGCAAACUCCAGGUGGGGUAUCCUGGACCCUGCGCUGUGCCUGAAUGCAGGCGGUCAGUACUUUGUGGACAUCGUGUUCAACAAGCAGCCCAGGUCAGACCGGUCCGGCUCACACCUCCUGGUGGACUCGGUGGGUUUGAUCCCGACCUUUGACUCCCUCCAGGAAUUCUGCUCCCAGACAAACUCUCAUCCCUUCGGCUGCGUCGGAUUGGCUGUUGAGCUCCAACCAGAAGAGUCGCUGAGCGACGUCUGUGAGGGCCUGCUGGGCAGCGCGUCAGCACAAGUACACAACGGAGCAGUGUUGUGCAGGUGCAACGCUGCCGGCUCUCUCGGAGCAUCCUGCAGUAAAGUGGGAGGUUCCUGUGACUGUCGGCCCAACGUGAUUGGCCGUUGCUGUGACGCGUGUGCGCCCCUGGCGUUUGGCUCGGGGCCCGAUGGCUGUGAACCAUGCCGGUGUGAACCUCGCGGCUCGUUGUCAGAGUUCUGCGAUCAGGUCAGAGGUCAAUGCGAGUGUCGUUCAGAGGUCACUGGUCGGCGCUGUGACCGCUGUCAGACUGCAUUCUGGAGGUUUCCUUCCUGUCGACCCUGUGAAUGUAACGAGCUGUCAGAAGAGUGCGACGAACAAACCGGAGAGUGCCUGAACUGCAGGGAGCACGCCACUGGGCCGGCGUGUGACAGGUGUGUGGAGGGUUACUAUGGUAACCCAGUCUCCAAACAGCCCUGUGAGCCCUGCCUGUGUCCCGAUGUUGCAAACAGCGGACGAUUCUUUGCCACGUCAUGCCACCACCAACCACCAUCCCUCAGUCUCACCUGUAACUGCAGGAAUGGACACACAGGUCCACGCUGCGACAGAUGCAGCCCUGGUUUCUAUGGCGACCUUGGGUCGCCAGGCGCCCGCUGUGAGGAGUGUCCCUGCAACAACAACAUAAACACCGGAGACCGUAACUCCUGCGACAGCCGGACGGGAGAAUGUCGGCGCUGCCUCUACCACACCACGGGCCCCCGAUGCCAGGACUGCAGACCCGGGUACUACGGGAACGCCCUGGACCAGGACUGCAAAGAGUGCUCUUGUGACCGGCGGGGGACAGAGGUGACUCGGUGUCCUCUGGGGAGUCCUUGUUUCUGUGAUUCAAGGACAGGACAGUGUCCCUGCAGGACGGGGGUUUUGGGCACCCUUUGUGACGAGUGUGUGGACGGAUAUUGGAACCUGGACGGUGCAUCGGGGUGUCAACCCUGCAGCUGUGAUUCUGUGAACUCCUUCUCAAACAUCUGCAACAAGGUGACGGGACAGUGUCCUUGUCAACCGGAGUUUGGUGGACGACAGUGUGACGAAUGUGGAGAAAAUCAUUUUGGGAAUCCGGACCGGCAGUGCAUCUCUUGUGACUGCAAUGUCGAGGGGACUGAGCGCCCGUCAUGUGAUCCUGAAACCGGCGAGUGUCUCUGCCGGGUCGGUGUCUCCGGGAUCUUCUGUGACGAGUGCUCCCCUGGAUAUGACUUGGCGUUCCCGGCCUGCAGCAAGUGCCAUCCAUGCAACGCUCUCUGGGCCGGAGACGUCACCGAUGUCCAGCGAGCCGCCUCGAGGAUGAGAACCUUCAUUCCUGAAGUCAACAAGUGGCCCGGCGACAGCCGCCUGCAACACAUGUUAAAGAUGCACGCCGAGUUGGACAGCCUGGGCAACCUGACGGGACUCUCCCCGCCAACGCCGGAGAAGCUGGAGAAACUUUGUGCAAAGAUCAGGAAGCUGCACGAUGCCGUCGACCCGAAUGUUAUCCUGAUCGACCCGUCUCCUCUCCUAAACACUGAGAUGGACCACAUUGGUCUGGAGUUCAGAAAGCUGCUGAGCACUGUGAAGGCAACACGUCUGCCGGAUCCAGACGAUGAAGAUGAAGACCCAGACGAGUUGCUGGAUGAAACCAUGAAGCUUCAUGAAGCCUUCAUGUUGGACGACAAGAGAGUGAGAAACGCCAACCGAGCUGUGGAGGACUCCAUGGACACCAGACAGGAAGUCAAACAUAAACUGAACAUGUGCAGCAGCAAAGGAAACAUGGUGUCGCUGGAGAAGGUUCAAGAGCUCAGUCUGGCCCAUCUCAACCGAAUGAUCUGUGGAGGACCCGGUCUGGAGGACUGCUCAAGCUGUGGUGGAGCUCUGUGUGUUCUCGAUUUUGGAAAAAAUAAAUGUGGAGGUCCAAAGUGUGAUGGAGUCAUUCCAAAAAGUCAGAACGCUUCAGAGACAGCGGAGAGAGUGAAGGAGCAACUCCUCACACUCCCAUCCCGUCUGCAGGCGUCCAAGAACAAGAUCAACGAUGCCAAGCAACAAGCUCAGGACACCAAAGACCAGGCCAAAGACCUCCAGGACCGGAUCAACAAAAACAUUGACUCCCUAAGCAGAGAGAAAAAUAAAACCAAUGAGCUCAUCCAGCAAGUCAAAGAUUACCUCACAGAUGAGAUGGUUCCUCCAGAGGACAUUGAGAAAAUGGCCCAAGCUGUUCUGGACAUCCAGCUGCCACGACCACCAGAUCAGAUCCGAUCAAUGAUCAAUGACAUCAAUAAACUGCUGUCCACCACACACAAUCCCCCCAAAACCCUGGAACACACCAAGACUGCCCAGACCCUGCUGCAGGAAGCUCAGAAACUCAAGGAGCGUGCAAAGAACAUUGAUGUGACCAAGAUCAGCAGAGAUAUUUAUGGAGCAGAGACGGCUCAGGACAAAGCCAACGACGACCUGGACACCGGCAGCCGAGACAAAGACAUGGCCAAAGACCAAAUCAGAGACAUGAACGAGAAACUAGACGACAUCGAAACAAAGCUGAUGAAUCGUCCAUCUGAAGAUCUGCAGGACAAGAUUGAAGCCCUGAAGAGGAAAACUGAGCAGAACCGAGAGACAGCCAAACACGCCAGAGAGGCUGCAGACUCUGCUUUAAACCAGACUGCUCACAUCGAACCAAAGCUGGAUGAUGCCAUGAAGCUGUUUGAGCUGUUAAAGAAGAAGAGGUCCAAUCAGAGCGCUGAAGAUGAAGCUGGAGAGCGGGUGAGGAAGAUGAUGGAGGAGGCUGAGAAGAUAAAGGAACAGGUGGAGGACAAACUUCUCCAGCUCCAAGGUCUGGAGCAGAAGGUCCAGCAGCUGGUCCAGAACAAAGAGGACCAGGUCUCUGAAGUCUCCCUGUUGUUGCAGACGAUGGACUCCCUCCGCAAGGAGAUCUCCAAGCGGGCCGAGGGAUACGUCAGCUGUACUGCAUAGAACUACCGAGUACUACAGAGUGAUACUGCACCUCAUAGUACUACCUAGUACUACAGAGUGAUACUGCACCUCAUAGUACUACAGAGUGAUACUGCACCUCAUAGAACUACCGAGUACUACUGCACCUCAUAGUACUACCGAGUACUAGAGUGAUACUGCACCUCAUAGUACUACAGAGUGAUACUGCACCUCAUAGUACUACAGACUGAUACUGCACCUCAUAGAACUACCUAGUACUACAGAGUGAUACUGCACCUCAUAGUACUACAGAGUGAAACUGCACCUCAUAGUACUACCUAGUACUACAGAGUGAUACUGCACCUCAUAGUACUACCUAGUACUACAGAGUGAUACUGCACCUCAUAGUACUACAGAGUGAUACUGCACCUCAUAGUACUACCUAGUACUACAGAGUGAUACUGCACCUCAUAGUACUACAGACUGUAAUACUGCACCUCAUAGUACUACCGAGUACUCAUACUGUAAUACUGCUCCCCAUAAAUACUCAGAGUACUUAUGAAACACAGGACAUCAGAAAUACUACUGAGUCCUCCAGGUUGACAAACAAGUACCUCUCCUUCAGUCCUCAACAUGUUUGGUUCAAAGUCCUUUUAGUGUAAAUCCUAAUGCUUCACAAUCUAAAUACACAAAGCUAAACUUGGGACACAUUUUUUUGACGUGUAUUGUUCAAAGUUGUGGAGUUGACAUUUAUUCAAUAAAAAAACUGUGUGAAUGUU
This is a messenger RNA of Pseudoliparis swirei, 6107 nucleotides long. It is a transcript of the gene lamb4, whose product is annotated as laminin, beta 4. Lineage: Eukaryota; Metazoa; Chordata; Actinopteri; Perciformes; Liparidae. The transcript has 34 exons. The record is from RefSeq and is a predicted model, not a curated record. Bases 1 to 5370 code for a protein of 1789 amino acids.